AUGGGAAAUUCUUUUGGCUGUUCAGCUUCUGGGGAGAGAUUGGUGUCUGCGGCCAGGGAUGGUGAUUUGGUUGAAGCAAAGAUGCUUUUGGAAUUCAAUCCUGGUCUUGCUAAAUAUUCAACCUUUGGUGGUCUUAAUUCACCUCUUCAUUUUGCUGCUUCCAAGGGUCAUAACGAGAUUGUGGCAUUGUUGCUUGAGAAGGGAGCUGAUGUGAAUUCGAGAAAUUAUUGUGGGCAGACAGCUUUGAUGCAAGCUUGUAGACAUGGUCAUUGGGAAGUUGUACAGACCCUUAUGCUCUACCGAUGCAAUGUUAUGAAAGCAGAUUAUCUUAGUGGGAGGACAGCUCUUCACUUUGCAGCUGUCAGUGGGCAUGUUAGAUGCAUUAGACUUGUUGUGGCUGACUUCGUUCCAAGUGCUCCUUAUGAAACUCUACAUGCUAGCGCGGAUGCUGACGUGAGUGAUGGAUCAAAUACGAAAAGAAAAAACGAGCAAAGUACAUUGUCCAAGUUUGUAAACAAGACGGCUGAUGCUGGUAUUACUGCACUUCACAUGGCUGCAUUGAACGGCUAUUUCGAUUGUGUACAACUCCUACUUGAUCUUAACGCAAAUGUGUCAGCUGCAACAUAUCAUUAUGGAACAUCAAUGGAUUUAAUAGGGGCUGGAAGCACUCCAUUGCAUUAUGCUGCUUGUGGUGGAAACUUAAAAUGCUGCCAGAUCCUCCUUGCAAAAGGUGCAACUCGAAUGGCUUUGAACUGCAACGGGUGGCUUCCACUUGAUGUUGCUAGGAUGUGGGGGCGUCAUUGGCUCGAACCGUUGCUGGCGCCCAGUUCUGAUACCGUAGUGUCGUCAUUCCCUACUUCAAAUUAUUUAUCUUUGCCCCUCAUGAGCGUGCUCAACAUAGCCAGAGAAUGUGGAUUGCAACCACCGACAACCUCCUCUAACGAGAUCGACUUCUGUGCUGUCUGCCUCGAGAAGCCAUGUUCAGUAGCUGCAGAAGGAUGCAUGCACGAGCUUUGCGUAAGAUGUGCGCUCUAUCUUUGCUCCACAACCAAUGUUUCUUCUGAAAUGCAAGGCCCUCCCGGUUCCAUUCCUUGUCCUCUUUGUCGACAUGGAAUUAUCUCUUUUGUCAAGUUACCGAGUUUCCAACCGAAAGAAAACAAAUUACACGUCUCGCUCAGCAUGUGUACUCCCUGCAUGCAGCAUCCACGUGACGUAGAUCAAACCUCUCUCUCACAUACUACACCGGAAAUUCGAAGAAACCGAGUAGCUUCCGUUUCUUCGGAGAUGCUUUGUCCUGUCACCUGUACACCGUUUCCUUCCGUAGCAAUUCCGUUAUGUACCUGCAAUGAUGGUCCUUGCCCACCAUUUGAACCCCGGGAAGAUGAAACUCAAGAUGAAUCUCCCCGUCACUCACAAGCUUCGACAACUGAUCAAGAUAAAAUGGAAGGACCAAAACUGGUGAAAACUACGUGUUCGAAUAUGUUUUGGGGUAGAAGAAGUUGCAGCAGAGAGAAUCAAUGUAAUUCAGAAAUAAAUGCUUGA
Messenger RNA from Vicia faba (fava bean), 1542 nucleotides. NCBI's taxonomy places the organism in Eukaryota, Viridiplantae, Streptophyta, Magnoliopsida, Fabales, Fabaceae. The record is from the annotation of a GenBank genome assembly.